UUUUGCUGUCGCCAGCAAAAUAAAUUUUGUGAAGUACACGUAAAAUAUUUGCAGCUUAUAAAUAUAUUGCGCAUAUAAAUUUGGCAAUGUCAUUAACUGUGGCUCAAUAAAUACACUUACAUAUAUACAAAAACAUCCAAGAGCAAAGCAAAAGAGCAGCAACAAUGGCUAAUUUGACCUUGUUGUUUCUAACUUUAACACUUUGCGUUGCCAGCACUGUGCAGCGGCAAUUGGUGCUGGAAGACAUAAACGGGAAGCAGAAUUUGGAGAAAGAUCAGAACAUAGUACACUAUCAGCCAGAGCAGGUGCAUCUAGCAUUUGGAGAAAGUGUGCUGGACAUUGUCGUUACCUGGAACACGCGUGACAAUACAAAUGAAUCUCUAUGCGAAUACGGCAUCGAUAGCAUCACUGAGCAAAGUGCCAAGGCUGCUCAAGGACCCACAGCGUUUGUUGAUGGCGGCGCCCAGAAGGCCACACAGUACAUACAUCGCGUGACACUGCCCAAGCUCCAAGCGAACACAACGUAUCGCUAUCACUGCGGCAGCCAAUUGGGCUGGUCGGCCAUCUAUUGGUUCCACACGGCACUCAAUCACAGCAACUGGUCGCCCUCGCUGGCCAUCUACGGCGACAUGGGCGUGGUGAACGCCGCCUCGCUGCCGGCACUGCAGCGCGAGACGCAGCUGGGCAUGUACGAUGCCAUACUGCACGUUGGUGACUUUGCCUACGACAUGUGCAAUGAGAACGGGGAGGUUGGGGAUGAGUUCAUGCGCCAGGUGGAGACGAUUGCCGCCUAUGUGCCGUACAUGGUCUGUGUGGGCAAUCACGAGGAGAAGUACAAUUUCUCGCACUAUGUCAAUCGAUUCAGCAUGCCCGGCGGCACGGACAAUCUGUUCUACAGUUUCAACUUGGGACCAGUGCACUUUAUUGGCUUUAGCACCGAGGUCUACUACUUCACACAGUACGGCAUUAAGCCAAUUGUCAUGCAAUAUGAUUGGCUCGAACGUGACCUGAUCGAGGCCACCAAGCCGGAGAACCGCGCCCAACGUCCGUGGAUCAUAACCUAUGGCCAUCGUCCGAUGUACUGCAGCAAUGACAACGGCGACGACUGCGCCAAUCAUGAGACAGUCGUGCGCAAGGGUCUGCCCGGCUUGAACUUCUUUGGUCUCGAGCCGCUCUUCUACAAGUACGGCGUAGACGUGGAGCUGUGGGCGCACGAGCACUGCUAUGAGCGCAUGUGGCCCAUGUACAACUAUACCGUGUACAAUGGCUCGCUGACGGAGCCGUAUGUGAAUCCGGGCGCACCGGUGCACAUCAUCUCCGGCGCUGCCGGCAAUCAUGAAGGUCGUGAGCCAUUCUUCAAGGAAAUGCCACCAUGGAGCGCCUUUCACAGCCAGGACUUUGGCUAUCUGCGCCUCAAGGCGCACAAUGCCAGCCAUCUGUACUUUGAGCAGGUGUCCGAUGACAAAGGCGGCGUCAUCAUUGACAGCUUCUGGGUGAUCAAGGAACAGCAUGGACCAUAUACCCCCUGAAUAUGUGAUAUUCCUAAGGACUAUAAUUCAUAUUCCAUAUUCCUAUCCAUAUAAAACCAAAUAUAUAUAUUUUAUACCAUUAUUCGAAUAAAUGAUAUGCACAUUA
Drosophila arizonae is the source of this 1635-nucleotide messenger RNA. RefSeq names its product acid phosphatase type 7. The record is from RefSeq and is a predicted model, not a curated record. Lineage: Eukaryota; Metazoa; Arthropoda; Insecta; Diptera; Drosophilidae. Gene Ontology annotation, molecular function: metal ion binding; acid phosphatase activity.